This is a messenger RNA of Anthostomella pinea, 1362 nucleotides long. The record is from the annotation of a GenBank genome assembly. Lineage: Eukaryota; Fungi; Ascomycota; Sordariomycetes; Xylariales; Xylariaceae.
AUGGAUUACCCGAACGAGUCACUCUUCGUACCCAACGACAACUUCGCACGUUCGGACAAUACACGCGACAUGUCUGCCACAUUAGGCGUCCCGGUAUCCUUGAAGAAGAAGAGCGUGAGGAAGCCAUGUGCAGUUCCAACCAUCAGAGUUAGACCCCUGAGCAGCAGCGGUUCAGGAGGCAAACAAGCGACUGGUAGAAAGCGAGCUCAAGAGGUAGUAAACGCUCCCAACAAACGGCGGCGCAAGAGCCAUGCUCGGUGGUUCAACAGCUCCAUCUUCGAGAAAAAUGACGCCAGGCUUAGUGCACCAACUCCAAUCUCGACCAAUGAACCGGAAACUACUGAGGCCAGAAACGAGGAAGACCAAAAAUGCCAAAAAGACCAGCUGACGCUGGACCGGGCGAUCCAGUACCUGGGCUCCAAAGUGACCAAACACAAGGACCCCAAGAGCGGUGAUGACGGAUACAUUUUUGACGGCAUGACGACUCCGCUUCGCGGUUAUCAACUAGUCGCUGUCGCCAUGAUGCUGUCGCGCAAGCGACGACAGGAAGGCCCUCAUGGUGGCAUUCUGGCCGACACCCCCGGCUUGGGAAAGACAUUGGAGGCAUUUGCUCUCAUACUGGCAAAUCCCCCUGCCAAGAAGGAAGUCCAGAAACAAGAUGGGAAAACUUGCCUUCUCGUGGCACCCAGCCAGCAACAUCAAGAGCAGUUGAGGCAAGAAAUUAAGAAACACACGAAUAGUCGCUACAUGGGUGGCGUUACCCAGUACAACGGGAAGAACACGACCGAUGUUAUCGGCCUGCAGCGUAUGAGUAUCAUGUGCGUUCUACUCACUUUCGAUGCUAUUAACGGAUUAAAAGAAGGGGGGCUUGUUGCCAACGUUUCCUUCCAUCGAAUCAUCCUCGACGAAGGUGACAUCAUCAAGAAUGAGCAUGGUGCUAUAUUGCAAACUUGUGCUGCGCUUGAAGCCAGCUAUAAGUGGGUGAUGGCCGGCUCGCCCUUGAAGAAUCGAGUGAAAGAUGCCCUUGCGUAUUUCAUCUUCAUUGGCAUAGACAUGAAAGAAGACCGGCCGGAGUUCGAGAGUCGCUUUGGCAAGCUCCAAGAGGAUACAGGGCAUCAGCGCAUACUCAAAGUCAUCGAAGAUCAAACAUUUCGACGACGCAAAGACGAUUACUUCAUGGGACAACCAAUCGCUGACCGCCCCAAAUCCUUGUGGGAGAUUCGCCGUGUCAGCAUGAAUGCACAGGAGCGUGCUCUCUACAUGUGGGUAGAUCUUUAUGGUCCAAGGAAGCGUACUGAUCACUGUACAUAUACAUUGAGAAGGCGCUGGGCGUUGAGGCACGGCUUCUUCGCGAUCAACUGA